This is a messenger RNA of Clupea harengus (Atlantic herring), 1668 nucleotides long. RefSeq names its product arrestin 3b, retinal (X-arrestin) (gene arr3b). Gene Ontology annotation, biological process: signal transduction; G protein-coupled receptor internalization; visual perception. The record is from RefSeq and is a predicted model, not a curated record. NCBI's taxonomy places the organism in Eukaryota, Metazoa, Chordata, Actinopteri, Clupeiformes, Clupeidae. Gene Ontology annotation, molecular function: G protein-coupled receptor binding.
GGUCGCCUUAUAAAGUCUGGCGGAGAGGAGGUGGCCAUGGCAGUCUCCACAUCAUAGAGGGAUUUACAGCCGGGGGGUGAGGGUGAGACACGGGACAAACACACACGCUAGAGAGAUACCUCCUGCCAGUCUAACUCAAUGGCCAAGGUCUAUAAGAAAAGCAGUCGCAAUGGCUUGAUUGCUCUUUACCUAGGAAAGAGAGACUUUGUGGACCAUGUGGACAAUGUCGAUGUUGUUGAUGGUGUGAUCAAAAUAGAUCCAUCAGAUCUUGCUGGAAGAAGCGUGUGGGUCUCCCUCACCUGUGCAUUUCGAUAUGGCCGUGAGGAUUUGGAUGUGAUUGGUUUAUCAUUCCGAAAAGACAUCUGGUUUAAGCACCUUCAGGUGUACCCUCCAACCAGUGAACCCAAGCCAGACAACACACACGUGCAAAAUGCCCUCUUGAGGAAGACCGGAGACGAUGGACACCCUUUCAUUUUCGUUCUUCCCACAAAUCUGCCUUGCUCUGUCACCCUUCAACCUGGACCAGGUGAUGCUGGCAAGGCCUGUGGUGUUGAUUUUGAAGUUAAGGCCUACAUCGCCAUUGAAGCAGAUAAUCCAGAUGAACAAAUUGAUAAGAAGGACACAGCCCGUUUGGUUAUCCGAAAGAUACAGUUUGCUCCAGACAAACUAGGUGCUGGUCCCAAAGCUAACAUCAAUAAACAGUUCAUAAUGUCUGAAAAACCAAUUCAGCUUGAGGCUUCUACUGAAAAAGAGCUUUAUUACCAUGGAGAUCCCAUUCCAAUUUCUGUAAAAAUAAACAAUGAAAGCAAUAAGGUGGUGAAGAAAGUCAAAAUCUCAAUUGAACAGACGACAGAUGUGGUCCUGUACUCUGCUGACAAAUACACUAAAGUUGUUCUAUGCGAGGAAUUUGGAGACCAAGUUGAUCCCGCAUCCACUCUUGAGAAGGAAUACAGAGUGACUCCUCUGCUGGCCAAUAAUAUAGAGAAGCGUGGUUUGGCACUAGAUGGCAAACUGAAGGAUGAAGACACAAACCUGGCAUCAUCUACAAUUAUCCGAGCUGGCAUGGAUAAGGAAAUCUUGGGAAUUCUGGUGUCCUACACUAUCAAAGCAACAGCCGUGGUAUCCGGUGGUGGAAUCCUAGGAAGCCUAACAUCUAGUGAUGUGACUGUGGAGAUUCCUUUGGUCCUGAUGUACCCAAAGCCAGCAGAUCUGACAUCAUACUGGAAUAGCUUCCCACUGCAGAACAGACUGGAAGAUCACCAAAGUGGAGAAACAGACCCCCGCAGAAACACAGAGACAGACUUUCCUCGCAUUAAAUCUCGGCAUAAACAAAGUACCUGCAGCACAUCAUAAUUCCCUUUAUUGUCUUUUUCAACGAGACGUUUUACCAAUCUAGAACCUGAACUGAGAACACAUUGGGUGACACUCUCACAAUUUCCAGCUAUCCAAUGUAAAAUUAAAUGUUUACUUUUCGUGAUGAUUUUGCCUUCCAAAAUGUUGAGUGUUAAAAAUAAGUGAUUAUUAAAGUGUUUUUGUCUUGAAAUGUUCACAUAAAAAUGUGUGUAUGCUAUGCUACAUUGCCUUCCAUAGGCUCAAUAAAGAAUUUCAACCUUCACCAGCAGGGUUGGUUACAGUGAGUCUGUUGUGCUCUACUGUACUAUGGGAAAA